Molecule: messenger RNA, 1286 nt
Organism: Hypoxylon fragiforme
Lineage: Eukaryota; Fungi; Ascomycota; Sordariomycetes; Xylariales; Hypoxylaceae
Product: putative oxidoreductase
Exons: 2
Coding region: 164-1231 (355 amino acids)
Molecular function (GO): dioxygenase activity
Source: RefSeq, a predicted model, not a curated record
UAAUUUCCAUUUCUAUCCAUUUUAUCUACAUAGCUACAUCGUAUCUACUAUUGCUCCACCAACUUGGUUGUUGGUUGUGUAUAUCCUAUCAGGUUUGUUCUAGUCACGGUUUGCCUUAUCCGCAUAAUUUCGUUUUGUGACGACAUUCAUAUAUCAUCCAAUCAUGCCUCACAAAGAAGACCCCGAAACCACCGAGUUCACCCCAGAUCUCUACCCCCCCUUCCCCGACGACAUCCCCGCCAUCGAGCUAGAGACCAUCACCUUAUCAAAACUACUUGGCGGCGACGCAGCAGAGCAAAACCGGGUGUACCAGGCCUGCGUCGGGCGCGGCUUCUUCUACCUGGCGCUGGAGGGGUGCGAGGCAGGUGACACGAUUCUCCGGGGUGCGGAGCAGGUCGCGCAAGCGGGGGAGCGGAUCUUCAAGCUACCGCUGGACGAGAAAAUGCGGUACAGGAUGAUUAAGUCGCUAUUUGGGUACAAGUAUGCCGGGGCGUCGGUGACGGAUCGCGCCGGGACCCCCGACACGGCUGAGUUCUUCAAUGUGGGUAAAAACGAUAUGAUCGUGCCCGAUGCUAGUAUGACCCGUCCCUGGCCUACCGAGGUCCUCGACGCCAAACCGCUUUUUGCUUCCUAUGUCAAGACCGCUCACGCCGUUGGGUUGCAUAUUUUAUUCAUCCUCGCCAAUAAGCUCGGCAUUGACCCGUCCGAAUUUGCAAAUCGCCAUAGGAUUGAGGAGCCCUCAGGUGACCAUAUUCGCAUCACGAGGGGUCCGCCGAGAGAGUCUGAAGAAAUGCCUGAGAUCCAGACUCCGUCACACACCGACUUUGGGACAAUCACUGUUCUCAUGAAUUGGCUUGGCGGGCUCCAGGUUUAUUCGGAGUCGUCGCGAAAGGCGCGGCCUGGUGACGGUGAGCCAGAUGUGCCUGGAGAAUGGCUCUGGGUGAAGCCGAAGAAGGGUUGUGCUAUCAUCAACCUAGGAGAUGCAGCUGUAACAUUCUCCAACGGUAUUCUCAGUUCUGGUCGCCAUCGCGUGAUCCCGGCUCCCGGCGUGCAAGGUCAAUGGCCACGGUAUAGCAUCGUUUACUUCGUUCGCCCUGAGGAUGAGUGUAUUAUGAAGAAACUCAGAAUAAAGGGGGUUCCUGAAGAUCCAGAGGAAGAGGGAGAGAAGCUAACGGCGAAGGAAUGGAUAUAUAGGCAAGCAUUGGCGUUGGGAAAUCGGCUUGACGAUUAAGAGGCAGAGUGGACAAAUUCGCAUCCUAUGAUUCUCCUAUUACCUAGGUAGAAGU